GAGGAUAGGACACAACUAACGUGAUGUACACUCUCAUGAACGCUGUUGUGAACCAUAGAUGGCGGGCGAUCGGGUAAGGCUGAACAGAAUCAUCGGCCUUGCAUCAUCCUGUGUUGCUGAACUGGUUGCAGCAACAUGGCGAUCGAAACAUCAGACGACGGGACGGUCUCAAGCUUGGACAUCAAGGCUGCUUCAUCGUCUCGCGUGAAGCUCUCAGAUCCCACAGGAAAAAGCAAGGCCGCCGAUCAGGAUGACAGCAACUGGAAAAGCAAUGCAUCCUUCAAGGGAUUCGCGGCUGGAACGGUCUCCGGGUUGACGAAGCUGGCUGUCGGGCAUCCUUUCGACACGAUCAAAAUCCGGAUGCAGGUCAGUCCGUACGGGACUUUCAAAGGACCAGGAGAUGCACUCAUGCAGUUGAUCCGAAAAGAGAGAAUAUUUGGGCUAUAUAAGGGCGCAACACCUCCUGCAGUGGGCUGGGCUUUCACAGACAGCGUACUGCUUGGCUCGCUGCACAACUACCGCUUGAUGUUCUCGCGGCUUACCGGCACCGGAGAAGGCACAGGAAAGCCAUUGCCGACCUAUUUUCAUGCCAUCUCCGGCCUCUUUGCAGGCUGGACCAAUUCGCUCUUCACCACACCCAUGGAGUUGAUCAAAUCUAAGCUACAAAUGCAGCACCAAAAGGUCCGAUUCCACAUACCAGGUCGAACAGCGGGCGGCGCGGCGGCACGUGAAUUCUCAGGUCCAAUCAACUGCGUCAGCCAAAUCGUCCAGCACUCUGGUGUCCGAGGCAUGUGGCACGGCCUGCCCGCCAAUUUGCUCUUCCGCAGCAACUUUGCCAUAAUGUUUGGCUGCUACGACUGGAUCCACGUGCAACUCUCGUCUUUGCGGGGCACGCGCUUCGAGAUGUCCGACGCGAUGCGCACCUUCUUAGCAGGCGGCCUGGCAGCCGAGCUGUACUGGCUCGUUGCCUUCCCUUCCGACGUGGUCAAGAACCGCAUCAUGGCAGACAGCCUGCGAGAUCCGCAGCACGCGACUAUCCGCUCGGCUUUCCGCAGCGUGUGGAACCACGACGGUCCGAACGCAAGCGUGAUGCGGAGGGUGCGCACGCUCUAUACGGGCUUUUUGCCGUGCAUCCUCAGGGCGUUCCCGACCAACGCCGCAGCGCUCACGGCGUUUGAAUGGACGAUGCGUCUUAUGGAGGCGGAAAAUACAGCUAAUCAUUGAUGCCAGCAAGUCGGCGCUUGCACACAUGCCUUCACGGAUGAACACCUCUGGGGUUUCCAAGUUAGACGACUCUUUUACCAUUCAUGACGCGU
This is a messenger RNA of Tilletiaria anomala UBC 951, 1316 nucleotides long. RefSeq names its product mitochondrial carrier. Gene Ontology annotation, biological process: transport. The coding region runs from base 136 to 1224 and encodes 362 amino acids. The transcript is spliced from 4 exons. Gene Ontology annotation, molecular function: transmembrane transporter activity. The record is from RefSeq and is a predicted model, not a curated record. Lineage: Eukaryota; Fungi; Basidiomycota; Exobasidiomycetes; Georgefischeriales; Tilletiariaceae.